This is a messenger RNA of Trifolium pratense (red clover), 1476 nucleotides long. Its product is annotated as hydroquinone glucosyltransferase-like. Gene Ontology annotation, molecular function: UDP-glycosyltransferase activity. NCBI's taxonomy places the organism in Eukaryota, Viridiplantae, Streptophyta, Magnoliopsida, Fabales, Fabaceae. Bases 43 to 1476 code for a protein of 477 amino acids. The transcript has a single exon. The record is from RefSeq and is a predicted model, not a curated record.
UCAUCAAUAUUUCCAUAACAAUGUUGAAUAUUGAGUGAUCAAAUGGAGACCAAGACUCACAUAGCUUUGGUUACAGUUCCUGUAUACAGUCACCUACGCUCAAUUCUUGAAUUCACCAAAACAUUGGUUAAUCUAAACCAAAACAUUCAUGUCACAUGCAUCAACCCAACAUUUGGUUCUUCAAUUUGUAACAAUGUCAAAACCCUCUUUGAAACUCUUCCAACAAACAUAAACUACAUGUUCCUUCCACCAAUAAAUUUACAAGACUUACCAAAAGAUAUUCACCCUGCACUCAAAGUUCAAGCUACUAUAUACCGUUCGAUUCCUGCGAUUGACGAUGCAUUGAACACAUUACAUUCUAGUUCAAAACUUGUCGCGGUUGUUUCUGAUGGUUUAAUAACUCAAGUGUUACAAUUGGCCAAGAAACUCAAUAUUUUGGCCUAUUCAUAUUUUCCAUCCACAACCAUGUUACUAUCACUAUGCUUGCAUUCUUCAAAUCUAGACAAAACAAUUUCUUCCGAGUACAAAGACCUAUUAGAACCAUUAGAGAUUCCCGGUUGCAUACCGAUUCACAGUACCGAUCUCCCUGAUCCUAUGCAAGAUCGAUCCGGCGAAGCGUACAAGGUUUUUCUUGAAGGUAAUGAUAGAUUUUAUUUGGCUGAUGGUAUAUUGGUUAAUAGCUUUCUUGCUCUUGAAGAAAUGACCAUAAAAGCCUUGCAACAAAAAGAGUGUGAAGGAAUCCCUUCUAUUUAUCCAAUUGGACCUUUUGUGCAAAAUGUGUCAUAUGAUAAGGGAAGUGAUUUUGAAUAUUUGAAAUUUUUGGACAAACAAGAAAAUAAAUCAAUUUUGUAUGUUUCAUUCGGAAGUGGUGGUACACUUUCUAAUGAGCAAAUAAUUGAGCUUGCUUUUGGAUUGGAAUUAAGUGGUCAAAAUUUUUUGUGGGUUUUAAGGCCACCAAAUAAAUUUGGUGUUAUUGAUGAUCUUGAUAUUAGUGAAUAUGAGGAUGAUAUUCUUUUCCAAUAUUUACCAAAUGGUUUUUUGGAAAGAACAAAAGGGAAAGGUUUGGUAGUUCCAUAUUGGGCACCACAAGUUGAAAUUCUUGGUCAUAGUUCAAUUGGUGGGUUUUUAUGUCAUUGUGGUUGGAAUUCAACACUUGAAAGUAUUAUACAUGGAAUUCCAUUAAUAGCAUGGCCACUCUUUGCGGAACAAAAGAUGAAUGCAGCUUUGUUAAGUGAUGGUUUGAAAGUGGCUAUUAGGCCUAAAGUUAAUGAGAAAGGUAUAGUGGAAAGGGAAGAGAUAGUUAAGGUUGUAAAGAAUUUAAUGGUUGGUGAAGAAGGAAAGGGAAUUAGAGAAAGGAUGGAAAAGUUGAAGGGUGAUGCUAUUGAUGCUUUGAAGGAAAAGGGAUCUUCAACAAGGACUCUUACACAAUUGGCAUUCAAAUGGGAAAGUUUGGGGUCACAUCUAGGAACUUUAUAA